AUGGCCCUCACACAUUUCAAAAAAUUGGACGUACAGUCUAUGGAACGGUUGUACGAAGAGAAAGAGCGUAAAAGGAGGCAACGCGCAGAGCAGAAACGUCAACACGAGCGCGAAGAGCAGCAACAGCAACAGCAACAAAAACAAGCGCAACUCCCAUCAGCAGCGCUUGCAACAGUACUUGGACAAACCGUCGAAGUUCUAGGUGCGACAGAGGCCCAGACCACAAGC
Messenger RNA from Colletotrichum godetiae, 228 nucleotides. RefSeq lists its product as uncharacterized. NCBI's taxonomy places the organism in Eukaryota, Fungi, Ascomycota, Sordariomycetes, Glomerellales, Glomerellaceae. The transcript has a single exon. The record is from RefSeq and is a predicted model, not a curated record. The annotation marks the transcript as partial.